Molecule: messenger RNA, 2166 nt
Organism: Prosopis cineraria
Lineage: Eukaryota; Viridiplantae; Streptophyta; Magnoliopsida; Fabales; Fabaceae
Product: F-box/FBD/LRR-repeat protein At3g14710
Exons: 5
Coding region: 467-1861 (464 amino acids)
Molecular function (GO): protein binding
Source: RefSeq, a predicted model, not a curated record
UGCUCCCUUUAAGCUGUCCUUCUUAUUCCCAUUGUUGAUGUUUUUCGAGUCUUGGUGCAUGAAACUGGUAUUUAGUGUUCUGAUACUUAAUUUAAGCUUAUUGGAUAGCCUUACAAUCUUUUUUGUGGUCGGUAUAAUCUGUGGUUAGGAUCACAGCCAUUCUAUUUCUGGGUCAUCCGGAGGCAUCCAAUCGAUGGGAUUAAAUUCAUUUGCUUCCCAGCAAUUUCCUGACUUGAUUUGAAAUUUUGAAUGGAUUCUUAAAGAAGUUUUAUGAACUCUCUUCUUUCUCUUUUUAAUAAGAAUUCAUCUCUGUAUUGGAGAUGAAGUUGAGCAAGGAUACCGAUAAAACUUUAAUCAUGUAAUUCUCGAGAAGUAAGCCACAGCCACAAUGGAAAACUUGCAAAUCUUAGUCAGGCCUCUAUUUCAUGCAUUUCGGCAUGCAGGACCCUAAGUACUUCACUCAGAUAUGGCUUCUGGUUUGGUGAUUCAUAACAAUCCAAGAGACAAGUUUUCUUUGGGGAAAAUUAUGGUUGUUAACAAAGACUUACUCAGCAAUUUACAUGAAAACAUUCUCGGUCACAUCCUAUCUUUCCUUCCCGCAACAGAGGCAGUCCGUACUAGUGUCUUAUCUAAAAGGUGGAUUCGUGUUUGGACAUCCAUUACCGGACUUCGGUUCAACGAUUCUAUGCUUUAUUCUGGGAAGAGGAUGUCAAAAGAACACUUCAUACACUUUGUGAACAGCACACUUCUUCACCUUGGUGAUUCAAGCAUCCCAAAUGUCUCUCUCAGUUUGUCGCGUUUCCUGUAUGAUCCAUCUCAGAUUAGUGCGUGGAUCUCUUCUAUCCUAGAAAAAGGAGUCCAAAAUCUUCAUAUUCAGUAUGCUGAUAAAGUCUUUCUUUCUUCUUCUUCUUUUUUUGAUUGUAGCUCCCUAGAGCAUUUAGUGCUUCAAAUGAGAUGUACUCUUAGUGUUCCCUCAUCUGUUUGUCUCCCAAACCUUCAACACCUUAGCCUUUCUGGAAUUAGGCUAGUGAGAGAUUCCUCUACUGAUUCAAAAGAUCUGACUCUUAGCUUUCCUGUCCUCAAAGUUUUUGAAGCUAGAGGAUGUGAAUGGUCAAUGCAGAAUGUUAGCAUACAGGUCCCUCAGCUUCAAACCUUUUCCAUAGCAUUCUGGAACCGCCCAUCCAAUGAGUCAAGCAGAUGUUCCAUUAACGUUAAUGCUCCACAUCUAACUGAUUUCUCUUAUGAGGGUGAUCUAGAAAAUGAAAUCAUUCUAUCAAAUCCGUCAUCCAUUCUUAUGGCUUCUGUUGCGAUUGUUGUUGAUGAAGACAGAAAUGAUGGAAUGCAAGAAAUCAGUCCUCGAGCACAUAUGCUUCUCAGACAAGUUCAUGAAGUGGAGAGCCUAAAAUUAUGGUUCUACAAGGUACCUAUGCAUGCUAACGAUGUUUUCACCAAUCUACCUGCAUUUGGAAGGUUGAAUUAUCUGCAAAUAAAUGAGGUUAACGGCGAAGCCCUAUUGAACUUACUCCACAACUCGCCAAUCCUUAAAAAUCUUGUCUUACUUCAUGGAGUAUCUAAAUUUGAUAAAGAUCUCUUCGCUUCUGCAUCAGUGCCUCGCUGCUUUCAGUCUCGCCUCAGAGUUUUCCAGUUUGGAGGAUUUAAUGUGCAUGAUCAUGAGCUUUCUCUAGCAAAAUUUGUAAUGGAAAAUGCAGCAAAGUUGGAGAGGAUGACUAUAACCACAGCAUUUUGGCUGCAGUAUUCAGAUAUUAACAUGGAGAAGGUUAAGGAGCAGCUGCUCUCAUUUCCCAAGUGUUCCAGCUCUGCAUCAAUUGAAUUUGCUGAUGUCAAUGGUUUCUUAAUAUAAUAAAAAGGCCCAUGGAUUAAUCACGCUGCAAUUAUGCUUAAAGCUUACAGUUUCCAAGUUAACUUUAAAGUUUAAGCAUACUUGCGGCGUGAUUAUUCCUUGAUAUUCCGCAAAAUCAUCCCCAUGGCCUUCACUUGAUAACUUUAAAUUUUGCAAGUUAAAUUAUCCUUUACCUGUACAAAACUUGUUUCGAGGAAUGUUCCUUGAUAUUCCACAAAAUCGGCAAUAUUUUUCCUGGGAUUAUGCCUCCAACAAUGGUGAAUCCAUCCCAUUUUAAUAUGCACGGAUGCUCCAUUUUCUUUUCU